AUGACCAACGCGGAAGGCAACAUUAUACCAAAACCAGAGGCACAAUGGACUGCCGACGAUGAAAAGAAGUGGGCAUACGAUUGGAAAGCCCAAAACAUUUUAAUUUCAGUACUUGGUGUUGAAGAGUAUUAUAGGGUAUCCCAUUGUAUGACUUCCAAGGAGAUGUGGGACGCGUUACAAGUUUCCCAUGAGGGAAUUAACGAAGUUAAACAGUCCCGCAUAAACACACUUACUCAAAAGUUUGAACUCUUUCGCAUGAAACAAGAAAAAUACAUCUUCGACAUGCAAGAGAGAUUCAUACAUCUCAUUAAUAAUUUAAAUUCACUUGGGAAGCAUAUUUCCAAUGAACUUGCUACUAAUAAAGUGUUGAGAUGUCUUAGUAGGGAAUGGAAGCCUAAAGUGACAGCUAUCAAGGAAGCAAAUGACCUUACUACACUCGACAUCACAACUCUAUUUGGCAAGUUAGAAGAACAUCAACAAGAACUAGCAAGGCUUGAAAAGUAUGAGAAGAAGAUUAAAAAGGAGAAGACUAAAGACAAAGAGAGUGAGAAGAAGUCCAUAGCUCUUGUGGCUUCUAACUCUAAGUCCUCAAAUAAAGAGCAAAGUGAUAGUGACUCAAGUAGUGACGAAGACUCGGAUGAUGAGGAAGUGGGACUGUUUGUUCGGAGUUGGAGAGGAAGAUGUAAAGAGCACGAAUCAACAAGAAUUGAGCAAUUUGAUGAAGGAUUGAAGGAGUUUGGAUCCAAAAUGCUUGAUGAAGUUCUUGAGAAUUUGAGAGAAAAUGGAGGGAAAAGUGGUAGGGCACUAAAGCCGGACUAUCCUCAACUAAAGAAGGACAAGGGAAAAGCUCCACCAAAGAAAUACAACAAACAAAUAAGGGCAUACAUCGCUUGGGAAAGCGAUAGUGAAUCGCCAAAUGAUGAAAGCUCAAGUGAUAAUGAUGGGACUGCCAACAUAUGUCUCAUGGCUCACAUAAAAAACAAGGCUUACCACAAGAGCCUCAAUAAAGAAAAGAAAAUGCAUACCGAAGCAUUAGCAGCUUUUAAGAGAUUAUCCUCCGAUAAACAAAUCUUUUCAUUUUUGGAGGGUAAAGUCUAUAAAACCGAAAAAGACUUAGAUGCUCUAAAAGAAAGUAUUAUAGAAAAUUCAAAAGAUAUUGAUGGAUUGAUUGAGCGUCUUGCAUCCGAGGAAAGAAGAUGGUUUCUUGACAGUGGAAGUUCAAGGCACAUGACGGGUGAGAUAUCUCUAUUCAUAGACUUUAAAGCUAAGAAGAGGGGUUAUGUUAGUUAUGGCAACAAUAACAAAGGAGAGAUUCUCGGAAAAGGUAGUGUAGGUAACCCCUAUACCAUUACUAUCUCCGAUGUGAAUUUAGUUGAGGGACUUAAACACAAUAUCUUGAGUAUUAGCCAAUUAUGCGACAAGGGUUACAAAGUAACUUUUACAAACACUUCUUGUAUAAUUGAGCAUAAUGACAAAAAGGAUAUUGUGUUUAAGGGUGUUAUAGUAAACAAAAUAUAUAUGCUUAAUCUUAUUGAGGAAUACAUACUCAAGGAUGUUGUUGAGGGAAGUGAUCAGCCCAAAAUAGUGGACAUUGAGAAGGAGGAAGAUAUUAGUCAUGUAAAAGAUGAAGAGGAAUGCCCGAAUGAAGUGUAUGAUCUUCCAUUGGCUUGGAAAUCCUCAAGAGACCAUCCUAUUGACAAUAUACUUGGAGACACCACCAAAGGAGUGAGAACUCGUUCUAAGCUAAGUUUAAAUGCAAAGGUUUGGGAGAGAAGUGGAUGUGAUGAGCAAUUUAAGCAGCAAGACAUUACAAUCCAACAAUUUCAAGUGUUUCACAUUCAACUGAGUAAAAACUGCUACAAGAAACUUUCAUCUAAGUGCUCUUUUGAAUGA
Lathyrus oleraceus (garden pea) is the source of this 1893-nucleotide messenger RNA. RefSeq lists its product as uncharacterized. The record is from RefSeq and is a predicted model, not a curated record. The transcript is spliced from 7 exons. Bases 1 to 1893 code for a protein of 630 amino acids. NCBI's taxonomy places the organism in Eukaryota, Viridiplantae, Streptophyta, Magnoliopsida, Fabales, Fabaceae.